CUGCUUCGUCAAAACUCUCACUAUCCGAAGUUACAUUACCCUCCGAAAAAAAAAAAAAAAUUACUCGGAUCCUAGCCGUCCGCUCCAUUGACUGGUAGCACAGUGUUAAAUCUCCAUCCUUGAAAACUUACCAACAAACACUUGUCACAUAAGCCGCAAAGAGGAAAAAAAAAAAAAAAGCCGCAAACCAGACGGUCCAAGCCAUUUGAUCUGGAAGCCAUUGAAGCCCCCGCGAGAGCACGAUAACGCAAAAACGGAGCAAAACCCACGUCUCUCCUAUCGAUUUCGAACCCGGAAGAACCAAAAAGUUGAAGCAUUCCAAACCCUAGGAGGGGUCAUGAUCGUAUGCUCCCAGGCAUAUUCUAAUCGACAACGACGACACCAUGAUCAGUACGGCCAACGGUAUGAUGCAAACGGCGUCGUCUAGCAACGCUCAGUCGCCGGGUCUCAAGACCUAUUUCAAAACCCCUGAGGGAAAGUACAAGCUUCAGUACGAGAAGACGCAUCCUUCGGGGCUCCUUCACUACGGCCAUGGCAAAACCGUCACUCAGGCAACAUUGGCAAAUCUUAAGGAUAAACCUGCUCCAUCAACCCCGACCGCGCCAUCUUCAAGCUUCAGCACUGGAAGUGGCGUACGUUCAGCUGCAGCAAGGUUGUUGGGUGGUGGUAAUGGGACCCGGGCGCUUAGCUUUGUUGCAGGGAAUGGAGGAGGUAAGAGUGUCAGUGCGAGUAGUAGAGUUGGGUCUUUGGUGGCUUCCAGUUCGAGUACUUCGACUUCUACUUCGAAUUUUGAUGGGAAAGGGAAUUAUUUGAUCUUCAAUGAGGGGGAUGCGAUCUUCAUCAGUGAUUUGAAUUCUCAAGACAAGGAUCCAAUAAAGUCUAUACAUUUCAGUAAUUCAAACCCUGUCUGCCACGCAUUUGAUCAAGAUGCGAAGGAUGGUCAUGAUUUGAUUAUUGGGUUGAGUUGUGGUGAUGUCUACUUAGUGUCACUGAGACAGCAAUUGCAGGAUGUUGGAAAGAAGCUUGUAGGUGCUCAGCAUUAUAACAAAGAUGGCUCUGUUAGUAACAGCCGUUGUACUAGUAUUGCAUGGGUUCCUGGUGGUGACGGUGCUUUUGUUGUCGCUUAUGCCGAUGGGAAUCUGUAUGUAUAUGAAAAGAGCAAAGAUGGGGCAGGCGAUUCCUCAUUCCCUGUUAUCAAAGAUCCAGCUCAAUUUUCAGUUUCGCAUGCACGUUAUAAUAAGAGUAACCCAACUGCCAGAUGGCAUAUCUGCCAAGGUUCGGUAAAUAGUAUUGCUUUCUCAACUGAUGGGUCCUAUUUGGCGACAGUUGGAAGAGAUGGUUAUCUACGUGUUUUUGACUACUCAAAACAGCAACUUAUAUGUGGUGGCAAAAGUUACUAUGGGGCCCUUUUAUGUUGCACUUGGAGUAUGGAUGGAAAAUACAUACUGACAGGAGGUGAAGAUGAUCUAGUUCAAGUUUGGAGCAUGGAAGAUCGGAAAGUUGUAGCAUGGGGAGAGGGGCACAACUCUUGGGUUAGUGGAGUGGCGUUUGAUUCGUAUUGGUCGUCACCAAAUUCAGAUGGUAUGGGGGAGACUGUCAUGUACCGGUUUGGCUCUGUCGGUCAGGACACACAGUUGCUUCUGUGGGACCUGGAAAUGGAUGAGAUUGUGGUGCCAUUGCGGCGAUGUCCUCCUGGCGGCUCCCCCACAUAUAGUGCUGGAAGCCAGUCAUCUCAUUGGGACAAUGCACUUCCAGUAGGUACUCUGCAGCCUGCUCCAAGCUUGCGAGAUGUUCCAAAAUUAUCACCGUUGGUUGCUCACCGGGUACACACUGAACCCCUCUCUGGCGUGAUGUUUACCCAAGAAUCCGUUCUUACUGUCUGCCGAGACGGGCAUAUAAAAGUUUGGGUGAGACCUGGGGUUUCAGAAACCCAAUCAAACAACUCGUCCGAAUUAAGUACCAGCUCGAAGGAAAAGCCUUUGUCCUCAGUCAAGGUUGGCAGUUCGGGUUACAAGCAAUGACCAGACUGUCGUCAGACAAGGCAACACAAGUUUCUCUGUUUUUUUUCUUUUUUCGAUAAUUUUUCCCAUCGAGUUACAGUUUCUACCUAUUUGCCUGUGUAGCAAUUUUUCUCUUGUUGUCCAGUUGGUUUUGCAGACAAAAAAGCACUUUCGUGAGCAUAAUCUGAUUGGCAUUGCGAUGCGACCAACUGUUUCUAUUGUAUAGACAAAAAUGUCAUUGAAGGCAGUAAGAGGUUGGGAGGGAGAAAACCCCCAUUUGUAA
Pyrus x bretschneideri (Chinese white pear) is the source of this 2283-nucleotide messenger RNA. RefSeq names its product WD repeat-containing protein 20 homolog. The coding region runs from base 384 to 2021 and encodes 545 amino acids. Gene Ontology annotation, molecular function: protein binding. Lineage: Eukaryota; Viridiplantae; Streptophyta; Magnoliopsida; Rosales; Rosaceae. The record is from RefSeq and is a predicted model, not a curated record. The transcript is spliced from 11 exons.